Leptosia nina is the source of this 396-nucleotide messenger RNA. Lineage: Eukaryota; Metazoa; Arthropoda; Insecta; Lepidoptera; Pieridae. The record is from the annotation of a GenBank genome assembly.
AUGACUGAGGUUACACUGUGCCAUCAAAGGUGUCGGAACAUGGGCUGUGCCGAAAACAACAAUGAGGCUGUGUUAAAAUGGCACUUUACGAGCAUAAACGUCGCGACGCAAGAAUCUGGCUUGAGAUGUGAGCGGAUGGCGCUACAUCUGCAGUCUCCAUUGUUUUCGGGUGAAAGAAUUGGUAUCGGUAUCCAGGCCAAUAUCUCUCACGUGGGCCCGGAAAACAUUCGACAAUUUCGGCGUGACCAAUUGAUUAUGGAUGUGGUUGGUCGAACGGUGGCUAAUCGUAUGGCAAAGCUGGCUCAGUGGGCGGUCGAUAGUGUGACAUGUAUCAAAGUUGCGUUACACGUGGACCACAGCAACGCAGCCUUACUGUUCACGCACGCGAUCCACUGA